CAUUCACAGUCUCCCAUCGCUCUCUCUCUCUUUCUAUUCCUCCGUCCCUCCUUUCCUCCUUUACUACUGGCGUCUGAGAGGCUGUUUUUCUGUGUGUCUUGCUCAUGAAGGGCCGCAACAAGCUCCCUUCGCUCUGCUCGUGUGUGAAGUACCGGUACCAGGAUGAGGAGACACCCCCCUUGGAGCACAGUCCAGCCCAUUUGGGUCAAGGGAAAAGCGCUGAGAUGCUUCACAUGAGCGAUAAGAACCUCGCCGCCAUGGAGGCAAUGCAUGGCUACACGCCGCACACACACAUCUCCCCUAUCAAGCCGGUGUUGAUGUCGUCAGGCCACACUCCUAUGUACACCUCUGCUGUUUCCACACUGGGAAAUUCUCCUCCAGUGAUGGUGAACACUGACACACUUGACGGCUCCCCCUACGUCAACGGGACAGAGGGGGAAAUUGAGUAUGAAGAGAUUACACUGGAAAGAGGUAACUCAGGCCUGGGCUUCAGUAUAGCUGGGGGGACAGAUAACCCUCAUGUUGGUGAUGACCCCAGCAUCUUCAUCACCAAGAUCAUCCCUGGAGGAGCUGCGGCCCAGGACGGACGGCUGAGUGUGAAUGACAGUAUCCUGUUUGUAAAUGAUGUUGAUGUGAGGGAGGUGACCCACAGUCUGGCUGUAGAAGCUCUGAAGGAGGCGGGGGCCAUUGUCCGCCUCUACGUGCUGCGCAGGAAACCAGCCGCAGAGAAAGUUACAGAGAUCAAACUCAUCAAAGGGCCCAAAGGUUUAGGCUUCAGCAUCGCUGGAGGAGUGGGUAACCAGCACAUUCCAGGAGACAACAGCAUCUAUGUCACUAAGAUCAUCGAGGGUGGAGCUGCUCACAAGGACCAGCGGCUGCAGAUAGGGGAUAAGAUACUGGCGGUGAACAGUGUGUGUCUGGAGGACGUGAUGCACGAGGAUGCAGUGGGAGCCCUGAAGAACACAGCUGAGGUGGUUUACCUCCGGGUGGCCAAGCCUAACAACCUCUACCUGAACUCCUACAACCCCCCUGACCUCACCAGCACAUACUCCCCUCACAUGGACACGGAUCUUGGCCCCACCUACCUUGGAUCAGAUUACCCACAAGCUCUCACUCCCACCUCGCCCAGUCGCUUCUCUCCGGUGUUGCACAGCUUGAUGGGGGAUGAAGAUCUUCCCAGUCUCCUCCUUCCCCUCCAUUUCUCCUCGUCUCUCCCUGACCCCCCGUCCCUCUCCCUCUCCCUCUCCCUCUCCCCUGCUCUCUCUGUCAGGGAGCCUAGGAGAGUGCUGAUCCACCGGGGUUCUACAGGCCUGGGUUUUAACAUCGUGGGAGGAGAGGAUGGAGAGGGGAUCUUUAUCUCCUUCAUCCUGGCAGGGGGGCCUGCCGACCUCAGUGGAGAGCUGCGCAAGGGCGACCAGAUCCUCAGCGUAAAUGGAGUGGACUUGCGUAUCGCCACCCAUGAGCAGGCUGCUGCAGCCCUGAAGAACGCUGGCCAGACUGUCACCAUCAUUGCCCAAUACAGACCAGAGGAAUACAGCCGUUUCGAAGCGAAGAUCCACGACCUGAGGGAACAGCUGAUGAACAGCAGCAUGGGAUCUGGUCAGACAACACUGAGGAGCAACCCCAAGAGAGGCUUCUACAUCAGGGCCCUGUUUGACUAUGAUAAGACAGCAGACUGUGGUUUCCUGAGCCAGGCGGUGGGCUUCAGGUUUGGUGACGUGCUCCAUGUCCUGGACUGUGGUGAUGAGGAGUGGUGGCAGGCCAGACGGGUCAGUCCUCCGACAGAAGCUGAGGAGGUCGGCUUUAUUCCCAGCAAACGCAGGGUAGAAAGGAAAGAGUGGUCUCGCAUGGGCACAAAAGAAAGGGAUCGCAGUCGAGACAGCCUCGGGUCUCAAGGGAGGGAUGAUUCUCAACACAGCUAUGAAACAGUCACACAAGUGGAGGUCCAUUAUGCCAGGCCCAUCAUCAUAUUGGGUCCUAUAAAGGACAGGGUAAAUGAUGACCUGCUGUCGGAGUUCCCUGACAAGUUUGGAUCUUGUGUCCCUCACACUACACGGCCCAAGCGUGAGUACGAGGUGGACGGGCGGGACUACCACUUUGUGUCGUCGCGGGAACAAAUGGAGAAGGACAUCCAGAGCCACCGUUUCAUCGAGGCGGGCCAGUACAACAGCCACCUGUACGGCACCAGCGUCCAGAGUGUUCGCCAGGUGGCAGAGCAGCAAGGAAAACACUGUAUACUGGAUGUGUCGGCCAAUGCUGUCCGCAGACUACAGGCCGCUCAGCUUCACCCUGUCGCCAUCUUUGUCCGGCCCAAGUCACUGGAGAAUGUCCUAGAGAUCAACACUCGACUGACAGAAGAGCAGGCCAGAAAGGGUCUGGACCGUGCUCUCAAACUGGAACAGGACUUUCUAGAGUGUUUCUCAGCUGUGGUGGAAGGAGACAGCUUCGAGGAGGUUUACCACAAGGUGAAGACGGUGAUCGAGGAGCAGUCGGGGCCUUACAUCUGGAUCCCCACCCGGGAGAGGCUGUGAGGCUGCCCCAUAACCCACCCCCAUCCCCCCAACCACCCUCAGACAGUCUGCCCUCCAGCCCAACCAGGGCAGAGAGACAGAGAGAGAAAGACACAGAGAAAGACAGACAGAGGGACACGUGAAGAUAGAGACAGGAGGGGAAACAUAAUCACACAGAGAGAGAGAGAGACACAGAAUAACACUAAAAGAGAAUAGAAACACAGAGAGAUAGACAUGGACGGUAUUUAAUAAAUAUGAAUAUAUUAUCAAUGUGUGGUGAGUACUGAGAAAGAUUGGACAGGGGUGACCCAGUUGGGUGUGGCAGGGCGGGGCAGGGUUGCGUCCCCGGAUUAGCACAGGAUAAAUGAUCUACCAUCUCUCCCUCUGCUUCUCUCUGUCUCAUUGGCUGCCUUUGACAUCCCCGCCGACAAGGUGGCAAAACCAUCAGCAUCCAUCUGAUCCUUCCUUUUUUAUAUCCCUUAGCCUUCUCUCCUCCUCCUGUCUCCCCUCUCCUUUCAGGACAUGAAAAGGAGGGAGAGAGAGAGAGAGAAAAGGAGAGUGCAUAGACUAUGGAAGGACAUACAGAUCCUAUUGGGUCCCUCUAAUCCAGAGGAGGCUCUUUUCUAGUGAAGAGGCUUUGCUCUAUGAACAACAUCCCACUAACCAAGACAGGCAUUUGCUCAAUCACCCACGAAAAGCAUUGCAAGAACAUUUUUAAAAAGCAGCACAAAUGAAAACUCAGAAGUUGAACUUGUGCAUGGGUCCUCAGAGGACUCAGAGAUGGGAGUUGAGGAAAAUGACGGAUAUUAUGAAGACCCUAUAGAGAAAAAGAAGAACAAGAAGAAUGGCCACCCGUCUUUCUGUUUUUCCCUCCUUUUUGAUGGAGGGAGGUUUUUAGCAUGUCUCUACAGAGAGAGGAGCAGAGCGGUGCAGACAGGGAAAGAGGGGGGUGUCUUUUCUUGUGUGCAAACUCACUAUGUGCAUUGACAAUGGAAGACCUCACAGUAUAACCACUGGGUCUCUUCUGUACCGCACACACAGUCAGCCGUACAGUAGUACCAUUCUAAUCCACCUGGCUGUUCUCCAAAAGCACUGGUUGUUCUGCCUGUUUACAACAGGCAGGUAGAUCCCAGGCUGAAUGUUCUCUUAAUGCACAACAGCAGAAUUCUUAUGUUCAGCUCUUUAGUGUGAAGAGCACCGCAGCCAAUUCUCUGAUCACUCUUCCAAAAAGACCCCUCAACAACCCACACACAUUGUUCUCACUGGCCGCUCUGAGCAGUGGUGUGUGUGUGUGUAUGCGUGUGUGUGUGUGUGUGUGUCUCUUCCUCCCGACCACUCUUUCUCUGCCUCUUUCUUUCUUUCUCUCGCUCUAUGUUUCGUCACACAUGAAGGCUACUUAUAUAUAACAUGUUUAACAGACAAAAUGGCCUAUAUAAAUAUAUAUUUUUAAUGAUGAUUUCUAACAGGAGAUGGAGACUGUAACAUGUAAAUCUCUUCAACAAUUUCCCAUUGCUUUCUUUGGGUAAUGUUUCUCUUGUGUUUGGUGAUUUGUUUUGGUCAUUGACUUUGCUUGAUUUCCCCCUCCACACAACACAGUCCUGACAAACAAACACACAAAGAAACACAUAAUACCUGAGAUAUACCUGAACUAUAACUGAACUAUACCUGAGAUAUACCUGAGAAAUACCUGAGAUAUACCUGAACUAUAACUGAACUAUACCUGAGAUAUACCUGAGAUAUACCUGAGAAAUACCUGAACUAUAACUGAACUAUACCUGAGAUAUACCUGAGAUAUACCUGAGAUAUACCUGAGCUAUACCUGAGCUAUACCUGAACUAUAACUGAACUAUACCUGAACUAUAACUGAACUAUACCUGAGAUAUACCUGAGAUAUACCUGAGAUAUACCUGAACUAUAACUGAACUAUAACUGGACUAUACCUGAGAUAUACCUGAGAUAUACCUGAGAUAUACCUGAACUAUAACUGAACUAUACCUGAGAUAUACCUGAGAUAUACCUGAGAUAUACCUGACCUAUACCUGACCUAUACCUGAACUAUAACUGAACUAUAACUGAGCUAUACCUGAGCUAUACCUGAACUAUAACUGAACUAUAACUGAACUAUAACUGAACUAUAACUGAACUAUAACUAGACUAUACCUGAGAUAUACCUGAGCUAUACCUGAGCUAUACCUGAGAUAUACCUGAACUAUAACUGAACUAAAACUGGACUAUACCUGAGAUAUACCUGAGCUAUACUUGAGCUAUACCUGAGAUAUACCUGAGAUAUACCUGAGCUAUACCUGAGAUAUACCUAAGCUAUACCUGAGAAAUACCUGAGCUAUAACUGAACUAUAACUGGACUAUACCUGAGAUAUACCUGAGAUAUACCUGAGAUAUACCUGAGAAAUACCUGAGCUAUAACUGAACUAUAACUGGACUAUAACUGGACUAUACCUGAGAUAUACCUGAGCUAUACCUGAGCUAUACCUGAACUAUAACUGGACUAUGACUGGACUAUACCUGAGAUAUACCUGAGCUAUACCUGAGAUAUACCUGAGAUAUACCAGGACUAUACCCGAGAUAUACCUGAGCUGUACCUGAGAUAUACCUGAGACAUACAUGAGCUAUACCUGAGCUAUACCUGAGAUAUAGCUGAGAUAUACCUGAGAAAUACCUGAGCUAUAACUGAACUAUAACUGAACUAUAACUGGACUAUAACUGGACUAUAACUGAACUAUAACUGAGAUAUACCUGAGAUAUACCUGAGAUAUACCUGAGAAAUACCUGAACUAUAACUGAACUAUAACUGGACUAUACCUGAGAUAUACCUGAGCUGUACCUGAGAUAUACCUGAGCUGUACCUGAGAUAUACCUGAGCUAUACCUGAGCUAUACCUGAGCUAUACCUGAGCUAUACCUGAGAUAUACCUGAGAUAUACCUGAGCUAUACCUGAGCUAUACCUGAGCUAUACCUGAGCUAUACCUGAGAUAUACCUGAGAUAUACCUGAGAUAUACCUGAGCUAUAACUGAACUAUAACUGAACUAUAACUGGACUAUAACAGAGAUGUAACUGAGAUAUAACUGAACUAUAACUGAGAUGUAACUGAGCUAUAACUGGACUAUAACAGAGAUGUAACUGAACUAUAACUGAACUAUAACUGGACUAUAACAGAGAUAUAACUGAGAUAUAACUGAACUAUAACUGAGAUGUAACCGAGCUAUAACUGGACUAUAACAGAGAUGUAACUGAACUAUAACAGGGAUAUAACUGAACUAUAACUGAGAUAUAACUGAGCUAUAACUGGACUAUAACAGAGAUGUGACUGACCUAUAACUGAGAUGUAACUGAACUAUAACUGAGAUGUAACUGAGCUAUAACUGGACUAUAACAGAGAUGUAACUGACCUAUAACUGAGAUGUAACUGGACUAUAACAGAGAUGUAACUGAACUAUAACAGGGAUAUAACUGAACUAUAACUGAGAUGUAACUGAGCUAUAACUGGACUAUAAUAGGGAUAUAACUGAACUAUAACUGGACUAUAACAGAGAUAUAACUGAGAUGUUACUGAACACUAACUGAGAUAUAACUGAACUAUAACUGGACUAUAACAGAAAUAUAACAGAGAUGUAACUGAGAUAUAACUGAGAUCUGAGAUAUAACUGAGAUAUAACUGGACUAUAACUGAGAUAUAACUGAGAUCUGAGAUAUAACUGAGAUAUAACUGGACUAUAACUGAGAUAUAACUGGACUAUAACUGAGAUAUAACUGAGAUCUGAGAUAUAACUGAGAUAUAACUGGACUAUAACUGAGAUAUAACUAGACUAUAACUGAGAUAUAACUGGACUAUAACUGAACUAUAACUGAGAUAUAACUGGACUAUAACUGAGAUAUAACUGGACUAUAACUGAGAUAUAACUGGACUAUAACUGAACUAUAACUGAGAUAUAACUGGACUAUAACUGAACUAUAACUGAACUGUAACUGAAAUGUAACUGAGAUGUAACUGAACUGUAACUGAAAUGUAACUGAGCUGUAACUGAGAUAUAACUGGACUAUAACUGAACUAUAACUGAGCUAUAACUGGACUAUAACUGAACUAUAACUGAGAUAUAACUGGACUAUAACUGAACUGUAACUGAACUGUAACUGAAAUGUAACUGAAAUGUAACUGAGAUGUAACUGAACUGUAACUGAAAUGUAACUGAGAUGUAACUGAGCUGUAACUGAGAUAUAACUGAACUAUAACUGAACUAUAACUAAGAUAUAACUAGACUAUAACUGAACUAUAACUGAGCUAUAACUGGACUAUAACUGAACUGUAACUGAGAUAUAACUGAGAUAUAACUGAGAUAUAACUGAGAUAUAACUGGACUAUAACUGAACUAUAACUGAGUUAUAACUGAGAUAUAACUGGACUAUAACUGAACUGUAACUGAGAUGUAACUGGACUAUAACUGAGAUGUAACUGAGAUAUAACUGAGCCUCAAUUAUUUAUCUCCAGUUACACAUCUCACUUCCUGGUUGGAGGUGCAGUUUAUAAUACAGUAAUAUUGGAUGGGAUAAAAAUGAUGGUGUGUGUUGUAUGUGGGUGGUUGUGCAACUGUGAGUGUCUGUGUGUGUGAGUGCCAGGCUCUUGAGAUUUAGUGCAAUGGUGUAAUGAUGAUAUGCAAUGAGAGUGGGUUUGUGUGUCUUUAAAAUAUAUACAAGCCUAGUAAUAAUUUGCACUGAUAGCAUUAAUACAGGUAUUGAGUGAGAAUCAGACAGAAUACAACAUUAAUUCAUGCAAACACUAGUUUGCAUUUAUUUAAACAUUGUUUAGAACUUUUGAUUUGAUGUUUAAAAGAGUGAAGUUACAGGUGGAAAUGACCGUUCAUAUUAAUUGUUCCUUUAUUUUGGCUCACUUGCUUUCCCCAGUGAGAGAUGGAAAGUGUUCAUGUUUUGGAUUGAUUAUGUAUUGUUAACUGCUCUCGCUCUUUCAGUUUUACUCACUUUGAAGUCUGUAUAUUUUAUUGUAUACUUUUUUGUUGUUGCACAUUGUCAGUUUUGGGGGACUGGCCAGAACUAUUGUAAAUACAGAGAUGUUGGGGUCGUGUGGGGUGUGUGGGGCGUGGGACUCUGGCCAUGCACACUGCUGAUUGGACAUUAGAGAAACCAUCAGAGCCUCAGCACUGGGACCUGAGCCCACAGCCCUGCAACAACCUCUAAUACACAGGAACACGUCACUUUGGGUGGGUCUCACACACACACAUGCACACACACACACACACAUGCACACACACACACACACACACACAUGCAGACACACACACAAGAACAAACAUUCUACAUGAAUGGAAUAAUAUGCUAUCAAUUUGUUUAUUUGAAAAAUCUAAUGUAUUUCUUAUUCUCUGUUUGUCAUCCAUAUCAUAGUGUGAUAUUCCUAAACAGAAUAUAUAUUCAUUUUUACUGAAAAGACUGAUGAUAAAUUACGACAGAGUCAACUGA
This is a messenger RNA of Oncorhynchus keta (chum salmon), 7998 nucleotides long. Its product is annotated as disks large homolog 4-like. Gene Ontology annotation, cellular component: neuromuscular junction; neuron projection; postsynaptic density membrane. NCBI's taxonomy places the organism in Eukaryota, Metazoa, Chordata, Actinopteri, Salmoniformes, Salmonidae. The transcript is spliced from 22 exons. Bases 105 to 2531 code for a protein of 808 amino acids. Gene Ontology annotation, biological process: AMPA glutamate receptor clustering; postsynaptic neurotransmitter receptor diffusion trapping; chemical synaptic transmission. Gene Ontology annotation, molecular function: kinase binding. The record is from RefSeq and is a predicted model, not a curated record.